Messenger RNA from Triticum urartu, 2007 nucleotides. RefSeq names its product aspartyl protease family protein 1. The record is from RefSeq and is a predicted model, not a curated record. Gene Ontology annotation, biological process: proteolysis. Lineage: Eukaryota; Viridiplantae; Streptophyta; Magnoliopsida; Poales; Poaceae. Gene Ontology annotation, molecular function: aspartic-type endopeptidase activity.
UUAAAUAGCGACGCCGCGGCCGAGCACCACCAACGCAUAUAUUUUCUCCUCCCUUUCCUUCCCUCCCUCCAUCCCUGCAAUAAAGGCGCGAGCUUUUUAAGCCGUGGGGUGGAGACGUGGAGUCUAGCUUGCCUGCUCUGCUCUGCUGCCGGCAUGGGCGCGGCGGUGCGGGCACUGCUGCUUCUGGCCCUCGUGGCGGCGGGGGCGGAGGCGCUUAGCCUGGACGUCCACCACCGGUACUCGGCGACGGUGCGGCGGUGGGCGGGGCUGCGCACCGGGCCGGCGCCGGGCACGGCGGAGUACUUCGCCGCGCUGGCGGGCCACGACGACCUCCGCCGCCGCUCGCUCUCCCUCGCCGCCGCAGCCGCCGCCCCCGCGCCAGGAGCGGGCGGGCCGCUCGCCUUCGCCGACGGCAACGACACCUACCGCCUCAACGCCUUCGGAUUCUUGCACUACGCGGUGGUGGCGCUGGGGACGCCGAACGUGACGUUCCUGGUGGCGCUCGACACCGGCAGCGACCUCUUCUGGGUGCCCUGCGACUGCCUCAAGUGCGCCCCGCUCACCUCGCCAGAAUACGGGAAUCUGAAGUUCGAUGUGUACAGCCCGCGCAAGUCGAGCACCAGCCGGAAGGUCCCCUGCAGCAGCGACCUGUGUGAUCUCCAGACUCAAUGCAGUGCUGCAACCAACAGCUGCCCCUACAAGAUCGAGUAUCUGUCGGACAACACGUCGUCCAACGGGGUGCUGGUCGAGGAUGUCCUGUACCUUGCGACCGAGUCCGGGAAGUCCAAGAUCACCCAAGCCCCCAUAACAUUCGGCUGUGGACGGGUCCAGACGGGUUCGUUUCUAGGCAGCGCCGCGCCGAACGGCCUGCUCGGGCUCGGCAUGGACAGCAAGUCGGUGCCGAGUCUGCUGGCGAGCCAAGGAGUCGCCGCCAAUUCCUUCUCCAUGUGCUUCGGGGAAGAUGGUCAUGGCAGGAUCAACUUCGGGGACACGGGAAGCGCCGACCAGCUGGAAACUCCGCUGAACAUUUACAAACACAAUCCAUACUACAACAUUAGCAUCAUAGGAGCUAAGGCGGGAGGUAAAACCUUCAGCACAAAAUUCAGCGCAGUCGUGGACUCCGGUACCUCGUUCACGGCUCUCUCCGACCCAAUGUAUACCGAGAUUACCAGCGCUUUCCAUAAACAAGUCAAAGAGAAGAGAAAUCAGGCCGAUUCUUCGUUGCCAUUUGAAUAUUGCUACACCAUAAGUGCCAAGGGAGCUCUUAGUCAUCCAAACAUAAGCCUGACGGCGAAAGGUGGCAGUAUAUUCCCUGUCAAUGAUCCAAUAAUCACCAUAACGGAUAUUUCUUCGACCCCUGUUGGCUAUUGCUUGGCUAUUAUGAAGAGUGAAGGUGUUAACUUGAUUGGGGAGAACUUCAUGUCCGGGCUCAAGGUGGUGUUCGACCGCGAGAGGCUAGUCUUGGGAUGGAAAUCUUUCAACUGCUACAGUGUCGACCACUCAAGCAAGCUCCCGGUGAGCCCGAACCCCUCGGCCGUCCCUCCGAAGCCCGCCUCCGGACCAGGCAGCUCAAACCCCGAAGCCGCGAAGCGCCCUUCGCCGAACAUCACCCAGAUCGACACAGCCAAGCCUUCGUCCGGCUCGUCGAUCCACUUGCAUUUCAGCUGGACCUUCCUCUUCACCGCCAUCGCUCCGCUGUUCCUCGCCAUUCUCUGAUCCCGCCAUUGCCUUGUAUUGGUUUGAAGUUGACAUGGAUACAUGAUCACACGCUCUCACACUCUUUUUUUGUAGUUGCCGUAGGAGUUGGUACAGUACAGGAUAGAACACACAGGAUGAGUUGAGUUGCAUAGGUAGACCUAGGCCAUUUUAACUUUGAUUAUUAAUUUCACGUGUUGAUAUGUAUACACUCGUAAUAACGCGCUCCGCCGAGGGGUUUGUGACUAGGUGGACGCGCAUGUGUAUGUACUGAAACCACAGAAUAAAUGAGACUGCCGUAUACUUUGCGCA